UGGUGUUGUAUGUGAAGUAGACUACAUGACUUACAAAGUAUUCUUGCCCAAAAUACUAAGCCUACUCUACUCAAGCCUUUACAUCUAACUUCAAGUUUGCAGAAAACACAGGGUAUAGAGGGUACAAUUUAAACCCCACGAGGAGGAAACUGUCAGUAAAAAAAAGAAUGUGGGUUAUUCUAUAAGAGGACUGGCCAGGUCUCUUCAAAAUGUAAAUAUCAUGGAGGGAAAAAAAGGCGGGGGUGGGGGUGUCUGGGAGAGAAUGAUGCCAAAUUAAAAGAAACUAAAACAAAUGUAAUGCAUGAUUAGAUACUGGUUCCAAAACAAAUAACUAAAAAGGAAUUUUUUAGGGGACAUUGGAGAAAAUGCGAAUACGUACUACAUACGUAUAUCAGACUGGAGGGCGUAUUAAUUUUCUGUGAUUAUGGUAUUGCUGUGAUACAGAACACUGGCCUUAAUCUUAUGAUUUACGUACUGACACACACACAGUACUUAGAUGCGAACUGUCAUGAUAUCUGCAGUGUGCUUUGAAAUGUUUACCUAAAAGGAAUGACACAGGUAGAUAAACGAAAUGUGGCAACAAGGUAACAACUUGAAACUAUGUAGUACGUAUGAGUGUUCAAAAGGUCUAUUCAAUUUUUCAAUGUUAGGGAAAAAAGUAACAUUGACAAUUUAACAAUUAAAAAGAAAUGAACUCUUCAAAACUAAAAAGGGGCAACUGAAUAGUGUAUUUCUUAAAUUUUGUAGGAGUACCUCCUUGCCUCUUCUCUCUCCAUCCUCACAAAAGAAAUGAAACAUAACGAAUUGAGCAUUGAAUGAGUUAACAGAAUACCUCAAGUUCUAGAAAUGGCUAUCACUUCCUAGCUACGACCUCAUUAAAAAACCUUCUAAGGUUCUUUCUUCACCUUCAGAACCUUUUAAGCAACGUAAAACCACUGCAAAAGGGGUUGUGAAGUACAAAUCAGGUGGUAUCAAUGACAAGUACAAAUAAUUAUAACGCUAUUUGUACUUAGGUUUUAAAGCAUCCCGAGCACACAACCCUAACAAUUCUCUAAGCAAACCAGUGCCUUCUUAGGCACAGUAAGUUUCUGCUUAAGGACAGCCUGACUUGGCACGGUAAUACCCAAAAGCAGGGCACCUCACAAAUGUUAACAGGGCUUUUGUACUUAACUCUCCUCCAAGGUUCCAAUUUUAUGUUUAAUGACACUGAAAAUUGUCAAAUUCUUAAGACACAGUCCAAACCUGAACAGUUAAAAAAUAAAGUUCACGGGCUCUUUAAAAAAAAAAAAAAAAACAAAUCUUUGCAAACAAAGAGAACCCUAUGGAUGAAGGUCUCCUGUGCUUGCAGCAGGUUCACUCUGACGUUUCUCCUCAACAGCAAAUUUCUCCGUAAAAGCGUUAAAGCUUGAGCCUCUUCCCCGUGGACAAUAACAGGACUUCUACGGCCAGGCGGGGAGGUCCCCUUUGACGCGAAGGGUGUGUGCAUGGCCAGGCCACCUGCGCGGCGGAGCCAGGGCCUGGGGUCCCGGGUGCCUCAAAGUUCGGAACCCCUUUUGGUCACCGUCUACAAAUGAAGAGACUCGAGGGAGGGCUAUUGUGAGAGAAGCAUGGGUCCCCUUCAAACAUCAGCACAAAAUGUACGGAAGACCAAAGGAAGCGGCCUCCAAGAAGGAAAGCCAAAACAGGCUGAGGGCAAACAGGCGCAUAGGCCCUGGCGGAGGCGGCGGCGGAGGCGGCGGCGAAGGCGGCGGCGGCGGACGCAGGCCGAGGCGGAGGCGGCCUGCGCGGCCCCGGCCUGCCGCACCGAGCCGGCUGCCGCGUCGCGCCGGCAUCCCUCCCCCGCCGGGGCCGGCGCAAAAUGGCGGUUCGGCCGCCGCCGCGCAGCCGGUCCCCUCCCCCGCGCCCUGGGCGCUCUCGGCACACCGCACGGGCCUCAGCACCCGCGGCCCAGCGCCCCGGAGUGAGGCGGCGCAGGCGGCGCGGGAGGGCCUCUGCCGGCUGCAGCGCGGGGCGGGCGGGGGCGGGGGGCGCUUACCGUGA
Molecule: messenger RNA, 2040 nt
Organism: Manis pentadactyla (Chinese pangolin)
Lineage: Eukaryota; Metazoa; Chordata; Mammalia; Pholidota; Manidae
Exons: 2
Coding region: 1636-2040 (134 amino acids)
Source: RefSeq, a predicted model, not a curated record